AUCACAUCAGGACUAAUAAAACGCUGCGAUGGGAGCCAGGGCGUCGCUGACAGGUCCCGCUGCCUCUCCUCUCGCUGCAGGAGGAGGCACGGAUGUAUCUGGCUGGAUGAUGAAACUCUGGAGGUAUUGCUGAUGGCAGCCGUCUUCCUAAACUGCAACUAGUUCGCCGUAAACCCCACGAAGAAGAAAAAGAAAGAGGAACUGAAACAAGACAGUUUGGCAACUUGCGCUGUGCAGGAAGAAAGAGUUCCGUUUGGGAGUACUAUGAAAAACUACAUCAGACCGCCAGGUUGCUCAUAAACAUGUCCCGGCUGGAGACUUUUGAGCGUGAGAUAUCUGCUGUAAUGGAGACUCUGGUGGAAGCGGCGGUGACGGAGCUCAGCAGACUUCUGGACAAGUGUGUUGUGGUCGUUCAGCACCGCUAUCCUCCGCCUCCAGAGACGUUAACGGCUGUGACAGACGAAGAGGAGGAGAGACAGCGGUUUAAUAAAGAUAUAAUGAACCAGUUUGUAUCCCUCAUGGAAGCACGGACCAAAGAUGCAGUAGGGAAAAUAUUGAUGAUGUUAAAAGUGUCCAUGUGUGGAGCUGAGGAUGGUCCCGCUACAAUACAGACAGCUGGGCUGAAUGACAAGACCAAGCAGACGAGCAUGAAGCCGAAAACAGGACGAGUAGCUGGGCCCAAAAAGCAAUCAACAUCCAGAAGCUCUCAGAGGAAAAAGAAAAUCAAGGGUGGACUCAAACCGGCAGAAAGACAGGAGAAUGACCAUUUAUAUUACCAAGCUGAUGCAGCCCCACAUGAGAGUAGCUCCGGGUCCCCGUCUGAACCUGAAGCCGUGUUGGCAGAGCCCUCCUCUGACUUGGCCUCCGAUGUAAGCGAGGAAGACGUUGUCCAGGAGGAUACAGACUCUUCAACUACCACAUCCAAGAUCAAAAAGAAGUCCACGGGGCCAUUCAAAUGCCCUUCUUGUGACAAAUCGUUUGCUCUGAAGUGUUUGAUGGACAGACACCACCUGACUCACUCCAAACCUCACCUUUGCUCUGAGUGUGGCAAACGUUUUGCUGGCCUGCGGGGGCUCGUUGCACAUUCAAGACGUCACACUGGAGAGAAGCUUUACAAAUGCUCAGACUGUGGGACCGAGUUUGCUUACAAGAACACCUUCGACAGACACAUGCGUCAGCACAGCCUCAAGAAACUGAAUAUCCACACGUGCAGACUGUGUGAGAAGCAGUUCACCGGGGAGUUGGCGCUUCAGCGGCACAGGUGUUGUGCCUUAAAAAAGACGUUUGUCUGCUCGCUUUGCCCGGAGACCUUUGAGUGCAGGAAGAAUUUGGCCGAUCACGAGAAUCAACAUUCGGGGGACAAAGAUUUUGUCUGCGAAAUGUGUGGCGAGAGUUUCUUCUCGUCCCUGUCCUUGGCCACUCACCGGGUGACUCACAUACAAAAGGAAAACUGCUGCGACGUGCUCGGCCUCGGAUGCAGCGACUUGAGCGUCCUCAAAAUUCACCUGAGCAAACACACGGGAGAAAAGCUUUUCACCUGUAAGGUGUGCGGUAAGGGUUGUAGCCACCAGAGCGCGCUGAAGCACCACAUGCUGACCCACACGGGAGAGAAGCCGUACGUCUGCGAGACGUGCGGGAAACGCUGCGGCCACGCCAGCGCCCUUCAGAACCACAUGAGGACCCACACCGGGAAGAAACCGGGGCAGCAGCCGGUCUGCAGCGUCUGCGACAAAAAAUUCCGCUGCAUGGUCAAUCUCAAAUAUCACAUGAGCAUCCACACGGGGGACAAGCCGUACGGCUGCGGUCAGUGUGAUAAAAAGUUCAGCAACCCCAGCAAUCUCAAGAUACACAUGACGAUUCACUCAGGGGAGAAGAUGUACGGCUGCAACAUCUGCGGCAGGAGGUUCACUCAGGCGAGCAGCCUCAAGCUGCACAGACGGAUCCACACAGGAGAAAAGCCGUAUCACUGCGCGGUCUGCAGGAAAGGAUUCAUACACAGAGGCGACUUUAAGAAACAUCAGCAAGGACACCUGGCAGAUGGGCCAGGAGAUGAACAGUCUGAAAAAACUGCUGUGAAAAUCUAAAACACUUCACUGCUGUACAGUCAUUUACAUAUUCACACACUGUACACUGGAGGUCGGGCUGGGCAACGUGAAGAUAAUUACUGUGAGACGAAAGAGAUCGUCAGUUGUCAAAGAUUUUUAAAGCCUGUUUAUACAGAGUAUUCAAUCCCCUGGCUGUUUUAGACCAUUGCAGGCUUCCCUGCGAGUAUAAAGUUCACUAGAUUGACCCAAAAGAAUAGAAACUAAGCACAUCUGGUGCUUCCUAUAAGCCAAUUUAGCAGCUGCUUAAGGCCCCGCAGCCGCUAGUAAGUUACAUAUCUACAAUGAAUGGGUACUUUUUGUUGCUAAUGUAAUAUUAGCUACUUACAGUCUUCUAUAAUAGGGCGAGAAAUACAGACUGUAUAAAAGAAGGGAGAGGAAUCCCUCCUCCGUUCUUUUCUCCGGUUUCCUCAUUUCUUUCCUGUUAAAAGAGUGUUUUGGAGGAGGUUUUCCUUACGUGAAUCAAAGGUCUAAGAACAGAGGGUGUGGUAUGCGGUACAGAUUGUAAAACCCCUGAUUGGGCUGAUUUGUAAUAUUUGGCUAUAAAUGAAAUUGACAUGACUUGAAUAUGUGCUGUGAAAAAGUUUGGAAAACACUGGAGGAAACUAAACUGGUUAUUUUGUAAAAAAUAAGUUAUAUAAAACCCUAAAAAAUGAA
Micropterus salmoides (largemouth bass) is the source of this 2759-nucleotide messenger RNA. Its product is annotated as zinc finger protein 436-like. The transcript has 5 exons. The record is from RefSeq and is a predicted model, not a curated record. Lineage: Eukaryota; Metazoa; Chordata; Actinopteri; Centrarchiformes; Centrarchidae. Bases 303 to 2084 code for a protein of 593 amino acids.